AUACCCAUACUCCAGGGAGCCCAACUCUUUGAUCAUUUCGAAAAAAUCUUACGUAUGUUGGACAAAUUCGAACACUGGACGUAUCGUAAAGGCGAGACUCACGAGUGAUACCGUUGUAGCUCCGAGACGGCGACUUUUCGUAAAUUUCAUUACUGUACCUCCCAUUUCUCGAUGUGCGUGAGAUGAUGGUUAGGCUAGUAUCUCAAACAUUCAGAUCAAUCAAACCCCAUACCACCGCCACCUCAAAAUUCGAGCCGCCGGUACCGUCAUCGCCCGAUAAAAUCGGACCGUCGAUACGAAAGCAAUCAUCGUGGUGUGUGUAUCUGAUACUCUCCACCAAUACUCCUAUCAAAACAUACGUCGGCGUCACCGCUGAUUUCUCGCGCCGCUUGAGGCAACAUAAUGGUGAACUUAAGGGCGGCGCAAAAGCAUCCCGAGCUGGAAGACCUUGGGUUUGUGCAUGCCUUAUUCAAGGAUUUAUGGAUAAGAGUAAAGCCUAUUCAUUUGAAUCGAAGUGGAAAAUAUGCUCAAGAAAGCUGCCCCGUAAAGAAAAACGACAGAGUCAAGACCAGCAUAUAGAGGAAGACCCAAUUCCUCUGUUAAGACACAGACAUGCAGCUCUAGAAAGAGUGAAAAGUUUAAUUGAUUGUAGUGACUUGGAAAUUAUUUGGAAACAGGACUUAUCUUAAUUUUGUUAUUAAUUAUAUGCUUGUUCGCGCCCUUUGAUGCAACAAGUGACUUGGUUAGUGCUGUUCGGCUGGUAAGUCAUUCGGCGGAGCCUAUAUUUAUUCGAAUGAUCUCAAAUGUUUGAUAGGGGGCCAGAUUGCACAAUGACCCAAACUUGGGCAAGAACAUAAGCCUCAGCUCCUCCUGUUAGUGUGUCACCCAUGUCGACCCCCCAGUAUUGCAAGCCUAAAGCUUUGGCUUAAUGUUCAUGUCUAAUCUAGGCCUUUGACCAAACUCCGCAGGAUUCCGUGGCCAUUUCAUUUGCUUUGCAGGUUCAGCCUUGAAGACUUGCUACUCCAACAUUAUUAACCAAGUAGAAAUUAGAUGGGAUGUACAUCUGUUGAAUAUUUAAAAUGCGAAUCAUGUUAUAGUGUAGUUUUCUUUGGUUAUCGAUCAGGGCCCAAAUGUCCAAUUUACUUUUGGAAUGGUGUAUGUCAAUUGUCAAGUGUAAACAUCUUGUGAUAGAUACUUUGUUGGUUGGUUGGUUGGUUGGUUGUAUAAACAAUAAAUGUUAUUUUCUCAAA
Messenger RNA from Daucus carota subsp. sativus, 1250 nucleotides. Its product is annotated as structure-specific endonuclease subunit SLX1. The transcript is spliced from 3 exons. Gene Ontology annotation, biological process: double-strand break repair via homologous recombination. Bases 183 to 689 code for a protein of 168 amino acids. Gene Ontology annotation, molecular function: 5'-flap endonuclease activity; crossover junction DNA endonuclease activity. The record is from RefSeq and is a predicted model, not a curated record. Gene Ontology annotation, cellular component: Slx1-Slx4 complex. Lineage: Eukaryota; Viridiplantae; Streptophyta; Magnoliopsida; Apiales; Apiaceae.